Vespa crabro (European hornet) is the source of this 1999-nucleotide messenger RNA. RefSeq names its product protein SCAI. Gene Ontology annotation, molecular function: transcription corepressor activity. Gene Ontology annotation, biological process: DNA-templated transcription. The coding region runs from base 157 to 1857 and encodes 566 amino acids. The record is from RefSeq and is a predicted model, not a curated record. Lineage: Eukaryota; Metazoa; Arthropoda; Insecta; Hymenoptera; Vespidae. Gene Ontology annotation, cellular component: nucleus. The transcript has 4 exons.
UGCGCCCUCUGAUGCGGGGUGGGCAUAGUAUUGAUUGGUCGCAGCGCGUAGCUGUCGUGCAAAAGGGUGGCGGAAUCGGCAGGCGCCAUCACGCGGGUCACCGCGACCGUGGAAAAAGGGCUGUCCAGCCAGUGGCCGCGAUCUCUCGCCGAAAAGAUGGUCAUGAUGGCUGGUAUGGACGACCACGAGCGCAAAGUCGUCCUCGAGUUCUGUCACCUGCUCGAGAAAAGUAAGCAGCUAUUCAACGGGCUACGUGAUUUGCCACAAUACGGACAUAAGCAGUGGCAAGGGUACUUUGGGCGCACCUUCGACAUCUACACGAAGCUCUGGAAAUUCCAGCAACAACACAGGACGAUACUGGACACGAAAUACGGACUAAAGAGAUGGCAAAUCGGCGAGAUCGCGAGCAAGAUCGGUCAGCUCUAUUACCACUAUUACUUGCGCACCAGCGAAACGAGUUAUCUGCACGAGGCCUAUUCGUUUUACGCGGCAAUAAGAGGUCGCGCUUAUUACAGUCGUGCCGCGAAAGAGGACAGAAGCGAUCUAAUGGUGAAAAAGCUAAGGUAUUAUGCUCGCUUCAUCGUCGUCUGUCUACUCUUAAAUCGAAUGAAGCUGGUACGCGAACUCGUGCAAGAGCUGGACGCCCAAAUAGCCGAUUACACGAGCACCUAUGAACCGGACGAUCAACUCGAGUGGAACCUCGUGCUCGACGAAAUAAAAGCCUUCGUGAAAGCCGAGUCCGCUGUGAUCCUACACUCGGACUCGGAUCCGGUCGUGCUGAGUCAUAGGCUUCGGCCACAGACUUCGCCACCUGUCGAACGCUCGCCACCCAUGUGCCUAUCCUUACAGGAGAUCCUCAUUGUCGGCAACUGCGCCGAUCAGGUGAAGUUCAGUGAAUUAUCGAUGGACAUGUUCAGGAUGCUGCAGACCCUCGAAAGAGAACCAAGAGACGAUCCUAAUCAUCUUCACGACGCUUCGCCGGCUGGUAGGAUGCCCUUUAGACCGGGACCAUAUCCCGGUGCAGAAAAUGGCGCGCCAAGGCGCGACAAUCCACACAAGUACCUGCUUUACAAGCCGACCUACAGCCAGGUACAGGUGUUCCUAGCGAGUGGUUUCAAGGAGUUACCCGCUAACGGGGCGUUACUACUCUAUCUAUCGGCCGACGGCUGCUUCUCGACCGUCAAACACCCCGAAGAAAUGGGGUACGACCUAGGUGGCGUGUCGACGUGCAGCAAGCGGGAAGUCGAACACGGAAAGAGGCCGACGGGUGGUAAAGAGCCGCACUGCCUUUAUCCCGGUGACCUCUACCCGUUCACCAGGAAGCCGCUAUUCGUCGUCGUCGAUUCGGACAACAGCUUUGUGUUCCAACAGAUACCCCGUUAUUUCGGGCAGCCUCUGAUGGUCCUGAUGUCGCCCCAGGACACGCCGUCAACUUUGCGCGACGUACGGCACAGCGGUAGCCUGUUUACCCUCUUUCUUCAUGCCCCUCUUGCCGCCUUUUGCCUUAUAUGCAACGUCGGGAGCCUCGAUGUGCAUCAUUGGGAGCGUUGCCAGCGUUACAUCGAGCGAUUCCUCGUUGAGGCCAGCCAGCUCGUAACGCACUCCCGAUGUGAGACCGGCGUGCUGCAGUUCUUCGGUGACGAUUUUCUGCGGCUACUUCUGGUACGUUACGUCUUCUGCGACGUGGUCCUCCAUCUCCAUCGGUCGUUUAGAGGACGUCAACAGAGACCUCGCUGUUAUCCGCCUUUAUCGGACGCCGAAUUUCUUGAGAAUCGUACUCUCCGACAUCUGGUUUUUGAGCUGGCUGCUUGCCUGGAUGCCCGCGAACAUUUUCCGGACGGCAACGAACUCGCCUGACCCAGGCAUUUUCCUUGCCCACCGCCCGACGACACGUCGUUCUUACCGUCAUCUUACCAACACGAUUACGAUUACGAUUACGAUUACGAUUACUGUAAUUACAAUUACAACAAUAAAAUCGUUGCAUUGAGACCUCAUUAAA